AUGACAUCAAACAUAGCUGAGGCACUGAACUCAGCAAAUUUAGCAGCAAGGGAAACACCAGUGACAACAUUAAUGGAGUGCUUGAGGGCACAAAUGCAAGAGUGGACAUACAAUAAUAGAAAGGAGGCACAAAAAUGCACAACAAGGCUGACACCAUCAUCUGAGAAAAAACUCAUAGGGAACUAUGUACAGUCAUUGCGACUAACAGUGAAACCAGCAAACCAGAACCUGUUUGAGGUGAUAGAUGAAGACAGAACAAGAAUAGUAAACUUGAAGGAGAAGACGUGCACAUGCAAUAGAUUUCAAAAAGAUGAAAUGCCAUGUAACCAUACAGUCGCCGUCAUGAAGGACUUGAACAUAAACACAUACAACUACUGUGCACAAUACUACACAUCAAAAGCAUGGCUGCAAACAUAUGAAGAAACAAAAGAUACCCGAGUUGGAAACGUAAGAGAAUGGGAACUUCCGGAUUUUUUUGAAGAAAUCAUAGUGUUGCCUCCAAAGGAGAGAAUCAAGUACGGAAGGCCGAGGAAAAGAAGAAUGGCGACGGCUUGGGAAACAAAGAAACAAAACAAGUGUGGCAAGUGUGGACAAAAGGGACAUAACAAAAAGACCUGCAGAAGAAUUACAGCAUAG
This is a messenger RNA of Cannabis sativa, 636 nucleotides long. RefSeq lists its product as uncharacterized. The transcript has 2 exons. The record is from RefSeq and is a predicted model, not a curated record. Lineage: Eukaryota; Viridiplantae; Streptophyta; Magnoliopsida; Rosales; Cannabaceae. The coding region runs from base 1 to 636 and encodes 211 amino acids. Gene Ontology annotation, molecular function: zinc ion binding; nucleic acid binding.